UAACAGCAAAUUGACUGAUGUACGCAUGCGUGGAAGUAUUACAGUAUAGUUCCGGUUCAGAAUUGUAUAUCUUGGAGAAAUAUGUUAUUACUAAAUUCUCUCUGCUGAAUGAGUAAGUUAGCUUGUACACUGGCAUUAAUUGAAAGGAAAAAGAAUUCCCUGAAAGAGAACAAGCAUUACAUUCAAUACAUUUGGUGUACUAAGAAGAAGAAAAGGAAAAAAAAAACAUGGAUUACGGAAUGGAAGAUGGUGUAUUGUUUGUUAGAAAGUCUAAGAUAUAAAUAAAAUAAUUUCUUUGAACUGUAUAAAAAGUAAACUAUGAAUUUAAAAAUCAGCUUAACAGUUCUGUUGCCAAUGAAUACAGAAUGUCAAUGAUACGUCACUGGCAGCCUCCUUGAAGUUUGUGUUUUAAGAAUUAGAGCAACUAUACUUGUAUUUAUUACACAUAAACAAACAGCAUGUAUAGCAGACGCUGUUUUGUUUGGUUAAAAAAUAGCCUUCUCUGGAAAAGUAACUUCCGAAAAUGUUCAUUGACAAAAAUUCUGAUAGCCUUGUUCAGUCUAUCUUCAUUAAGUUUUCUUGCAUAUCAAUGUCUUAUUGAUCAUUCCCAUGUGAAAAGGCAUGAAAUUCCAGUCUCUACAAUUGAAUGUCGCUUAAAUCCUAUUAGUGGUGGUAUGUUUAGUCCUAGUGAUCAUUCUUCUAGCAGUAAUCAUCGCAUAGACAACAAAGUUCUUGUCAUCGUGGAAACUCAGUAUUCAUAUCUUGGACAGGAUAUCAUACACUUAUUGGAAGCAAUACGGGUAAAGUACAAAGUUGAACCCAAUGGCAAAACCUUGCCCUAUUUAACUCAUGGAAAUAAAGGGAAAUACAGUGCUAUUAUAUUUGAAAAUUUUGAUGCUUAUGUUAAUAUGGAUGCUUGGAAUAGAGAAUUACUUGACAAAUACUGUAGGGAUUUUAAUGUAGGAAUUAUUUCUUUUGUUGCAAGUCGGGAUAAUAUAGCCUAUUCUAAACAAAUGAAAGACUUUCCUCUCACAAUUUACCAAUACAUGGCAAUCGAAGAUUACGAACUUAAUCCAAUGUCAAAUAUUUGGCGGAUCACACGGCCUGGAGAAAUAAUUCGUGGUCCUUUGAAAGAUGAUGAGUGGGUCAUUUUCCAGUUUGAUCAUGCUACUUACAAGCCACUUUCUUAUGCCAAACUGUCAAGGAAUUACGGACGCUAUAUUGAACUUUCUGGUAAUACUGUCUUUCCAGCUAUCCAAGAUUUGGGAUUGCUGGAUGGAAUACAGAAAGUUAUUUUUGGAAAUGGAUUGAGGUUUUGGCUCCAUUGCCUUGUGUUUCUUGAUAGUUUAUCUUAUCUUUCUCAUGGAAAGCUGAGUUUACCUUUAGAUCGUUAUGUUCUUAUUGACAUUGAUGAUGUAUUUGUUGGAGCUGCUGGCAAACGGAUGAAAGUAUCUGAUGUUCAUGCACUGCUUGCAGCUCAGAACCGGUUGCGGAGUCAUAUCAAGGGUUUCUAUUUUAAUUUGGGAUUUUCUGGAAAAUAUUAUCAAAAAGGUACACCAGAAGAGAACUUGGGUGAUCGUCUCUUAGUAGCUAAUUCUGACAAGUUUUGGUGGUUUGGUCACACAUGGAUGCAUACACAGGCCCAUUUUCAUGAAAAUGCCAGCAGUUUAGAAGAGGACAUGAGUCUAAAUAAAGAAUUUGCUCAGAAAUAUAAUAUACCAGUAGUUAACAACUAUGCUGUGGCGCCACACCAUUCUGGUGUCUACCCUGUACAUGAACCACUCUAUGAAGCCUGGCACAAAGUAUGGAAUAUCACAGUGUCUAGUACAGAAGAAUAUUUACACUUGAGACCUGCAAGGCGAAGAAGAGGAUUUUUCUAUCGGGGUAUUAAGGUUCUUCCUCGCCAAACAUGUGGGCUUUAUACUCACAAUCUCUUAAUAGACAAAUACCCAGGUGGUCGUGAAAAGCUAGAUGCCAGCAUUCGAGGGGGAGAACUCUUCCAGACAUUUCUUUACAAUAAGGUCAACAUCUUUAUGACACACAUGUGCAAUUAUGGCAGUGACAGGCUUGCUUUGUACACAUUUGAAAGUGCAGUUAAAUUUUUGCAAUGUUGGACCAACUUACAUUUACAAACAAUUCCUCCACAAGAACUAGCUCAAGUUUAUUUUUCCUCAUAUCCAGAUGAAUUAAACCCAAUAUGGGUGAAUCCUUGUCGAGAUAAAAGACACUUGGCUAUUUGGUCACCCAGAAAAGUAUGCAAUACCCUCCCUCAUCUGAUUGUUAUUGGACCUCAGAAGACAGGUACUACUGCUAUUUACACAUUCCUGAAUAUGCACCCUUCAAUACGAAGCAAUGUGAAACAGCCUGUCAUCUUUGAAGAACUCCAUUUCUUCAGUAGUGAUCAGUACUACAACAAAGGAUUAGAUUGGUAUAUGAAUGCCUUUAAACUAGAUAACCCAAACCAAACAGAUAUAAUAUUCUUUGAAAAAACUGCUGCCUAUUUUGAUAAUCCAAUGGCACCAAUGAGAAUUGCUAGUUUAAUUCCUGAUGUAAAACUGGUUUUGAUUCUCCUUGAUCCUAUUAAACGAGCAUAUUCUUGGUAUCAGCAUGCACGAGCCCACCAAAAUCCAGCCUCUUUGAAUUAUACAUUUUAUGAGAUAAUCACAGCUGGAGAAGGAAGUCACAAAAUUCAGCGAGAUCUUCGGAAUCGAUGUCUGAAUCCAUCUCUGUAUGCUCAACACUUAGAACGCUGGCUUGAUUACUUCCAUCCAUCUCAGCUACUUAUCCUUGAUGGUCAAGAAAUAAAGGACAACCCACCAUUGGUUAUGUCUAAAAUACAGAAGUUUAUUGAAGUGAAGCCUUAUAUUGAUUUUAGAAAACUAUUACGUUAUGAUGCCAAGAAGAAGUUCUACUGUCAAGUCUUGUCAACAGAUAACACCAAGUGCCUUGGACCAGGCAAGGGCAGAGUAUAUCCUCCUAUGGAGGAAUCAGCAUACAGAUUCUUGAAAAUGUUCUUUCGCCGACACAAUGUAGCUCUAUCAAAAUUACUUAUGAAACUAAACCAAGCCACUCCAGUACCAGCUUGGCUUAAAGAAGAUCUCCAAGAAACCUUAUAGUAUAUAUAUAUGUAAUUUCAAAACCACACACACAUACACACAAAAUAUUUAUGUAAAAAUACAAUUAAUAUACACCUGUUUAGAUUAUUCAUCUAACAUUUAAAGAACAUUCUAGUUCUUGCUUGGCAAAAAAAAAAACAAAAAAAAAAACCCAACAAAAAAUCAAAACUCAAAACCCCAAAAUGAAUGCAUUAAAAAAAUUGUGUCUACAAUUUCCUACUCAUUAACACAUCAACUCUUUUCCUUCUCUGCCUCCCAAGCAUUUUGAUAAAGUCAAUAGGAAUAUGAGGAUUUUAUGUUGUAAGAAAAUUUAAGAUAUUUUUAAAAUUCAAUUUCUAUAAUUAAUCACAUAAGCAUUUAUGAGAGGAACAAACCAUCAUUUCUCUCUCUACUUCUCAUUAUAUUAUCAUCCUUCUUCAUAAUUACUACAGUGAUACAAGUGAAUACAUUCUCAUGUAUGGAAUGCUUAAUAUUUGAGUAUAAUUUGGUUGGUGUAAGUCUCAUGCUAUCAGGAUUUGAUGUAUUUCAGCUAUUCUUCUUCAAUAAAAUAUUCCAGAGAGCAUUAUAUAUAUAUAUAUAUAUAAUGAUGUGAAUAUUGUAUGAUUUAUUUGUAUUCAAAAGUGUUAACAUUUAUUGAACAACAGGAAAAAAAAAUUUUUUCCCCAAAUAUAUGUUACAUUUUUUGUUUUGGAAGGUUUAAUUGUCAUGGUGCUGGCCAGAUUGGAACACUAUGCAAGUCAUUUAAUCUUAAUUGUAAUGCUGUAAAUUCCUAGAACAGCUGAUAAUUGCCCUCCAUCGUUUUGUUGUUAUAUUUUUCUUUUGCAUGCUGUGUGGGUUUCUUGUUAGUUGUACUGCUAAUAAAAUCCAAAUAUCAUUUGAGAACUACAAUUUACUGUAGGUGUUGCAGCUGAAUAGUUAAGAUGCUGAACUAAGUCACUUGUUUGAAAGCCAAGUAUGAUAUGGUCUCUUUAAUUAAAGUACAUUACAUUAUAUAUAUAUAUAUAUAUAUAUAUAUAUAAUCUGAAGCAAGGGAAAUACAAAUAUCAAAAUACAGCAUAAGUAUAAGGGGCAUUCAUAGUUAGUAUUAUUAGGUUGAUGUUCAAAGAAAGAAUAAAAGUAUAAUGUUUCAAACAGUUCUUUGUUGGAUAGUAGAGGAAAGUCCAGGAGAGACUGGGAAGGGACUAAAGGAGAUAAAAAGGAAAGCUUAGAUAGAAUACAUGUGGAUUAGAUUCACAUGUUCAGCCUUACAUAUGUACAUAUGCACUACCCAAAGUGUCACUGCAUGGCACUGUAGGCAGGUGUCUUCUACUGUAGCUUUGAGUUGGUCUGACCAAUGUCUUGCAUAGAGCUGGUAGAUGAAAACUAUGGAAGCUUGUUAUAUGCGUGUGUACAUUUGAGAAUGUUUACAUUCCAUGUCCCUGCAUGAAAGCAUCGAGCUAAAAACAAUGACACUUGACAUUCCCUGUCAACAAAUCAUUUUUAGCUCUGAAUUUCCAAAAACAAGUGGAAUAAAAGUCCCUUUCUUGAAAAACAUGUGACGGCUAGUAGUUGGGGUGAUUUAGCUCAUGAUCAUAAGGCUGUGGGUUGAAAUCUUGGAUCAAGCAGCACAUUGUGUUCUUGUGCAAGGUUCUUCAUUUCACAUUGCUCCAGUCAGUCUACUUAGCUGUAAAUGAUUACCAGCUGAGUGGUGGUAUAGCUCCCUUUCCUUCGAGCUACUGCAUCACAGAGGUAACGCUAGGUUCAAAGGAUAGGAGUAGUUGAGAGGGUGUUUGUCUGCUCACAACUACAUAGGUACUCUAACACAAUUAGUAAACUGUACAUUUUACAAAGCUGUUCUCAUUCACAGGUGACAGUUGAUUAUUUUACUCAGGAAACAGAUAAAGGUAAGCCACAAAGAAUGAGUUUGGUUAUAAAACAGUGCCUGUAUAUGUAGUUAGCCAACCUAUAUUAGCAUGAAAAAUGGAUGUAAACUGAAUGAAUACACUCUCUCUCUCUCUUUCACUCACACACACACACACACACACACAACUGUGGGUGAGAUGAACAUUCUUAUUUCAUAAUGGCUGCAGGCAUUGUAUGGUUAAGAAGUUUGCUUUGCAACAAAAUGACUUCAAGUUCAGUCCCACAGUAUGGCAUCUUGGACAAGUUCUAUCAUAUCUACAGAUUGACUUGUACUUUGUGAGUGGCAUGGGAACACUCGAUAACUGUGGCAACCAAUCUUGUGUGUAUGUAUAAAUACACACAUACACACACAUAUCCAACUUAAUAUGAAUAUUUUGUUAGAACACUGAAUACUGUGGUAUUUAACUUGAGAGACUCUCAAGAUAAUUACUACAGUAUUUCACAUUCUAACAAAACAUCCAUGUUAUGCUGGAUAUAAAAAUUUCCUUAUAUAUAUAUAUAUAUAUACUGACCGAGAGCUUUGGAAAUGUGCUGUGUGUGAGAAGACCCGGCAAGCCAAGUGAGAUCGUUGCCAGUGCCCCUGGACUGGCUCUUGUGCGGGUGGCACAUAAGAUGUACCAUCUUGAGCGUGACCGUUGCCAGUACCGCCUGACUGGCCUUUGUAGGGUUUUCGAGCGAGAUCGUUGCCAGUGCCCCUGGACUGGCUCUUGUGUGGGUGGCACAUAAAAGACACCAUUUCGAACGUGGCCGUUUUCGUGCGGGUGACACGUAAAAGCACCCACUACACUCUCGGAGUGGUUGGUGUUAGGAAGGGCAUCCAGCUGUAGAAACACUGCCAAAUCAGAUUGGAGCCUGGUGUUGCCAUCCGGUUUCACCAGUCCUCAGUCAAAUCGUCCAACCCAUGCCAGUAUGAAAAGCGGACGUUAAACGAUGAUGAUGAUACAUAAAUAUUACAUAAAGGGGAUUAGCGGGAUCUAGACAACUACCACAGGAUGUACAGAAGAGGAAAGCAAAUUGAACAUCUAGGAAUUUUGAUUAUUGGUAGAGUACAAGACAAAACAAAUGAAGGAAUAAAGUUAUUGGUAUCACAUUAACCAGUUAUUGUUUCAAUAACAGUUGGAGUAAAAAGUCAUUCAUCAUGCUGGAAUAAAUAUAAACAAUAAUUGUGUGGGUCCAUGAAACCCAACCCAACCUGACAUUUCAUGAAGGCCUUUAAACAAUAUGUUUGCACAUGAAUAGGUAUGGCUACAAAUACUAUCAAAAGGAGGGACUUCUGUAGUUAUAAAGUAACCAUAUUAACUGAAAGACAUAGAAUAAAGGGUUGAACAGACAGAAAGGCAUAUAUGUUUCUAGAUAAGACUGUGAUGCCAAGCUCAAUAGGUUAGGCAAGAUAAAAGAUGGAUAAUUUAGUAGGUUGUCUGAGCAAGGAAGAGUGUAUUCCAUUUUGGGUCAAUAAAUACAAUGAUAUUCACAGGUCUUUAUUAGGGGGAGUAACAUCUAAGAAACAAGAAUAAACGAGAGAAACAAAUGCAAGAAGAGGGUUGUGAAGAAUAGAAAGAAGACGAUCAUUGUCCAAAUGUUAUAGUAAAAUAAAAUAAUGGAAUUAUCACAACAUACUGAUUCAGCAAAAAGUUUUAUAAGAGGGUUAAAUAUUGAAAUGGGAAACAUUGGUAGAUUAAUAUUCCUAGAAGUUGUUAAUACCUUUAUAAAGGAUAAAAGGGAUGUGGAACUGUAUGUGUGGAGAGAUCAGAGUAUAAUAAUAGUAAUAGUGAGAACUGGAAUGCAGUUGCUAGAAAUGUUCUAUUUUAUAAUUUCCUGUGAUACACGAGUUAGCUAAUGGAAGUUUCAAAAAAAAAAUUUUUUAAUGUGUGUAUGUGUAUGUAGAAGCAAGAAACUGAAAAGCUAGUGACUAGAUGCAGUUGGAUCGAUGACUGGCUCAUUAUUAACAAUAUGUGACUAACAGCAAUAUUGUUCAUAAAUUGUAUUUAUUAAACAAACUUAUUUGUUAUAAUAGAAAAAAAAAAAUAAUAAUAAUUCAGAGAAUUCUUUGUUUGUGUACAGUUAGAUCAGAUGAUUUGAGGCUGGGAAUCUUAUAUAUUUCCAAUUACUCCAUUGUGAACUAAUUCAUUCUGUUAUCAGUUGAACAAGUUAUGUGCCUACUCUAAUGAUCUAGCACAAUAACUGAAGCUAGGAUUGAACCCAAGUUCAAGUGAUCAGUAAUUUAGUACCUCAGUCUUACAGUGGUCUAAAUUUGCAGGCUGCAAUAGUAUGUUAAAACAACCUGUGUAUACCAGUGUGUGUAUGUCUAAUGUAAUAUUUAGUGUUAUCAAUUAGUAUAGAUUAUAAUCAUUUACUGAUUGUGGAGCUCUGUACUAGAAAUAGAGGUGAGAUUGUCAUACAAGUUUCAUCUAAAAGCUUAUUCAACCAGUGUAUUUAUGCGCGCGCACACAUACGGAGUUGUUCUAGUACUCUCAUCUGAAAUUGAGUACCAGUGAAUCUUGCAGUGGGCUGGCAUCCUGUUCAGAAGGAAGAAAUGAUCUUGUACUCCAGGCCAAAAUGUCUUGAAAACCGAGAUAAGCGCAGCCGCAUUAUCCUAUAGGCUUCGGGGAGAUAACUCUGUAUUGUUUCGAUUUUAGUUAUCAAACAUGACUUGCUACGGUUUCCAAUAUUGGUGAAAGGUUUUGAGGGAGAAAAGCAACAUUAAGUCGUGUGUCGAUAUCUCAUGUUCAACUUUGAUAUUUUCUUUUACAAGCAAUAACAUUUUUAUAACUCUGUAUGAUUUUGUUGAUUUUUCUUUUCAUUUAUUAAACAAACUUAUGUUUAUGGGUUUUUUAUAGUUA
Molecule: messenger RNA, 7858 nt
Organism: Octopus bimaculoides (California two-spot octopus)
Lineage: Eukaryota; Metazoa; Mollusca; Cephalopoda; Octopoda; Octopodidae
Product: bifunctional heparan sulfate N-deacetylase/N-sulfotransferase
Cellular component (GO): Golgi apparatus
Molecular function (GO): heparan sulfate N-sulfotransferase activity; deacetylase activity; hydrolase activity
Source: RefSeq, a predicted model, not a curated record